Molecule: messenger RNA, 1596 nt
Organism: Paramecium tetraurelia
Lineage: Eukaryota; Ciliophora; Oligohymenophorea; Peniculida; Parameciidae
Exons: 5
Source: RefSeq, a predicted model, not a curated record
AUGAAUAAUCAUAGUAAUUAAUUUGAGAUAUUACCAAAAUUGAUUACUAAUCAACAAAAACUGCUAGAUCCGAAUCACAUAAGAAACACAUAAUAGCGUCAUUCUUAGAAUGAAUCAAAGAUCUUGCCUCAUUUAGAAAGGAGAUCUGUGAUAUAGGGUAAUUCUAAGCAAAUGGUAGUUUAAAGAUUUAUGUAUAGUUUCGAUUACAAUACGAGAAACUUUGGAACAACUUGCGAUAGAGGUUUCUAGGGAUUAUCUAGUUAUCAUCUAUCUUAAAAAUUCGGACAUAUUGGCACAAGAUUAUAGCCAGUUGAGAGAAACAUUGUUGCUGAUUUGACUGAUGGAGAAGAUGUGGAAGAAGUUAAAAAGGAUGAAAGGUUGUUUUAUAAGAAAAUAUAUAAAUAUAAUUAAAUGCCUGUUGUGGCAUUGAUAAAAUCAUUUGAAAUAGAUUGGAUCAAGGAGAAAGAAGAUUAGGUUAAUAGAAAAUUAUCAUAAAGUCUAAUAUUAAAUUUUUAUACAACUCUACAAAUUCUAAAUACUCAUCAAGAUUACAUCGAAUUUUUUAUCAAAAACUUAUAACUGUUAGAAUUGAAUACCAUAGCUUUGAAGCAUAAAGGAUUAAAUUAGUUAAAAACUAAAGUCAAUAAAUUUUCAAACGAUGAAUUUCCAGCACCUUUUACAAUUGUAUCAAAUCAAACUGGAUAAGGAUAUUUUAAAAUUCAUCUUCCGAAAAUUGAAAUUUAUUUUUAAGAAUACUAAUAUGUUUAAACUAUAUCAUUGUCACCCUAGAGGCUACAUGAAUUGGUUAAUAAUAAUUUCUUUUAAGUAGCUGAAAUAGUUUCAGAGAUAAAUGUUGAUUUUACACUGCUUAAAUAUAAACUAUUCAAAUAAACAGAAAAUUAAGUAAAAGUAGAAUAAAAAAUUGAAUAGAAGGUACAACCUUAGUAGUAAAUUUCUGAAUAAAUCUAAGUGCCAUCAAAAAUUGAAUCCUAAUAAAAAGUAUUAGUCACUAAACCAACAAUCCCAGAUUUAGCAAUAAUAAUAAAUGAAAAAAAAAGUGAAUUUCCUCAAAAGAUUUUGAAUAAGAGAAUGAUCAAAUGUGUUGCUUAAAAGGAUGCAAAAACUUAUUAUUGUGUAGAUUUUUUACCAAUCUAAUUUAUAAUUAAAGAAAAAGUGUCUUAAAAAACUGUUAAAUUGUAUUCUCCAAGCUUUUAAGAAUUUAAUGAAUUUCUAACCUAAUUAGGAUCAAAACAUGUGAAGCAAGUUGUAGAUGAAUACUUAAUUACUACAUUUGAUCUUAAACCAGAAGAUUUUGAUUACAAAGAAUUUAAGAAGGGAACAUAAAUUAGUUUUAAUUUUCCAACAUUUUCAGAAUAAAAUUUAGAAAUAACUGAAGAACAUCUUAAUAAUGGAUUACUGUCGGUAUUUAUAAAAGAAAUUGAGAUAAAUAAUAAAGAUUUAUAAAUUAUCAUGGAACCUUGUUCCUUUGGAAUUUAUAACCAAUUAACUUGCACUACUGAGAGGAGAAAUUGCACAUCCAAAGAACUAAAUAAUAUAUUGUAGAAAAAAUACUAAGUACAAUUUUAACUUAUAUGA